Molecule: messenger RNA, 987 nt
Organism: Tigriopus californicus
Lineage: Eukaryota; Metazoa; Arthropoda; Copepoda; Harpacticoida; Harpacticidae
Gene: Xrcc2
Product: DNA repair protein XRCC2-like
Exons: 2
Coding region: 166-924 (252 amino acids)
Biological process (GO): DNA strand invasion; double-strand break repair via homologous recombination
Cellular component (GO): Rad51B-Rad51C-Rad51D-XRCC2 complex; centrosome; replication fork
Molecular function (GO): four-way junction DNA binding
Source: RefSeq, a predicted model, not a curated record
AACGGGUGAGUGGGUGGGUCACCUAGUCUUGAAAACGCCGAAAAGUCGGUCCAAAGGGGCGCCGCUCCUCCCAUCUUGCUUACAUCAUCCAUCCAUCCAUCAUCGAUUGAGUCACUGACAAUCUCUUCCGUUUGUCAAUCAGGAUUGUUGCAUGUACGUUUUACUAUGAAUAUUCUAACCGCCAUUGCCCAAGAAAAUGGCCUUGAGUUAGCCGAGCGAUUGAUGCCUCGCCCUACGCCGCGUUCCCUGGCUUGUCUUCCAUGUCGCCUUGGGACCGAUCAAGUCAUGGAAAUACACGGGGCCACGGGCACGGGAAAAAGCUUAUACCUAGCGCACAUCAUCACCCAAGUGCUCACUGGAUCGGAGAAUGGCGAAGUUUUGUUCAUUAACGUGGAUCACACGAUCAAUGCGUACGAUUUCCAUGACAUGCUGAGCCAACAAGUCGGAAGUGACAUGUCUAAGAAGCAUUUGAAGCGACUACUGAUGGUGGAUAUUUGUGAGCUUGAGGACUUUCAAGGCUUUCUUAACGUGCUACCCGCCGCCAUCAGUAGUAAUGCAAACCUCUUCUUGAUUGCUAUCGACUCGCUCGGAUCUUUCUAUUACGUCGAACGACUCUCCACUCGUAUAUACUCGCACGAUAGCUAUGUAAAACAAAAAUUAAAGAAAGUAAUGGACUGCCUCGGCAACAUCAAAAUUCCCAUCAUUUUCACGAAACAAGACAUUUUCAGCGUUAACGCCAAGACUACCAAGGGUCCCAAAUCUCAGGUCAAGACCUCUAUUCAAUUGGAGAACACCCAGGAUACGCACUUUAUCAAACGAGGGAUCCUGACCGAAACUCGUGGGCUUCGUCAACACAACCAUUGCUUCAAACUAGUCCUGACUGGAACGAAAGAUAUUAGGAUACAGCCUGACACAUCGCAUUGAUGUUUAUUAUUUGUAUAGCUCAUGCAAUCUGUGAUGCAUAAAUUUGAAGAGGAACAAAAGCUU